Molecule: messenger RNA, 1003 nt
Organism: Actinia tenebrosa (Australian red waratah sea anemone)
Lineage: Eukaryota; Metazoa; Cnidaria; Anthozoa; Actiniaria; Actiniidae
Product: coiled-coil domain-containing protein 134
Source: RefSeq, a predicted model, not a curated record
GUAAUAACAAACGAGACGAUCAAGAAAGAAGACCGAAAAACAACUCAAAAUGAAUCAAAUCCUUCAAAAAUAUCUCAUAAUAUUCCUAUUCUCCAUAAGCCAUGCUAAUGAGAAGAUAGACAAGAUAGAAGAUGAACUUAGAGAAGAACAAAGAUUACUACGCGAAAAUCAAGCUAGAUUGCAACUAGAAACUUAUCGCAGGGGAUUUAAAGUUAAAAGAGGUUAUCAAGUCGCUGCUUCCAAAUCCAUGCAGUUGGAAGUCAAAGGAUAUGCAAAACAAUAUGAAAUGACGGACAAAGUCCUGGAAAAAAUGUUCAUGGUAUUGAAAGAUUCUAAGACAGCAUUGAUUGAAAGUGGUUAUACUCCAGGAGAUCCAUUCCCGACAGACAAGAAAAUACAAGAAGCUUUGGCUCAUGUGUUAGAAAAUACAGCUUUCUUUGGAGAUAUUCUGCUGAGGCUACCUGAUAUCACCCACCAGAUUUACAGCAAGUCGAAAGAAAACCAGUUGAUCAUGAAGUGGUGCAUCAGUAUUUGUAAUGCUUCAGAAGUAUAUGACAAAACAGGACAUCAACUUCUUGAUCUAAUUGCCCAGGAACUUGAAUUGAUACCUAAAGAUGAGAACUACAUCAACCCUUACAAAGAAUCAACAAUGCUGGAAAAAGAAUUUGCUAAGCAGAAAGCAGAAGGAAAAGGUCACACUCCACAACAAAAGAAAAAGGAAAAGAAGAAGAAGAAAAAGAGGGGUCCAAAACUUUCUGACGAACUAUAAAUUAACUGGUAAAAAUAUUUAUUGAAGGCAGGCAUUUGUAAUAUUUUAAUUACCUGCCAAAAAAUUAUGAAAAAAAAAUGGUUUAAGAAUUGCCCUCCAGGAUUCAUAACUGUUUUUACAUCAUUUUUUAAAACUCCAGCCCAACCUUCAAGAGUUCUGGUAUGCUUCUUAAAAUAAUUUUUACAGAUUGAAAAAAAAAAAAGAUAUUUGUAUCUUAGAAUGCAAUAAUUUAUA